AUGGCAGUUGUACUAGAGACAACCCUAGGCGAUAUUACCGUCGAUUUGUAUCAUGAAGAACGGCCGGUAGCAUGUAAAAAUUUUCUUCUCCUAUGUCAAAUGAAAUAUUACAAUUUCUGCUUAUUUCAUUCGAUUCAAACGAACUUCAUUGCGCAGACAGGUGAUCCAACUGGUACUGGCCGAGGUGGAGAAUCCAUUUACCAGCAACUAUACGGUGAACAAGCAAAAUAUUUCGAUAUGGAAAAGAAACCAUUGAUCAAACAUCGAAAACGCGGAGCGAUUUCAAUGGUUAAUAACACAAAUAAUCAACAUGGUUCACAAUUUUUCUUCACCUUAGUUCCGAAUCUGGACUCAUUAGAUGGUGUUCACACGGUUUUUGGUGAAACUGUUGAUGGGUGGGAUGUGUUGGAUAAGAUCAAUAUCGCUGUUGUUGGACACGAUUUUCGACCUUAUCAUGAUAUACGAAUUAUUCAUACAGUUAUUUUGUCAAAUCCAUUUGAAGUACCAGCAGUGUUGGACAUUCCUGACCGUUCACCAUCGCCAACAAUUGAACGAGUGAAAUCGUCAAUGAUUGGUUUCGAUGAGUUGUUCGAAGAAGAUCGGAUACAAGGAAAGACUGAUGAUGAAAUAAAAGAGUAUAUUGAAGAGAAAGAAGCACAAGCUCGAGCACAGAUUCUCGAAUUGAUUGGUGACUUGCCAGAGGCUGAUAUGAAACCACCGGAAAACGUUCUCUUCGUAUGUAAAUUAAAUCCGGUGACCACUGAUGAAGAUUUAGAAACAAUAUUCAGUCGAUUCGGUGAAAUUCUCAGUUGUGAAAUUGUGCGUGAUAAGAAAACCGGUGAUUCACUUUGCUAUGCAUUCAUCGAAUAUGAAACUGAAGAAGAUGCCGAACGAGCAUACUUUAAGAUGGACAAUGUGCUCAUUGAUGAUCGACGUAUCCAUGUCGAUUUCAGUCAAAGUGUUGCUAAAGCAAAAUGGGAACACGAUAAGAAACAAAGAAAACUCAAAUUAGCGGAAGCCGAGCGAAAACAACAACAGCCGCCUACAUCGAAGUCAUCGUCGAGCCGAUAUAGAGAGGAUGAGAAACGUCGUCGCUACGAUGAUGAGCGUGAUCGUAACUCACACCGCGAUCGACAUCAUGAUCGAGAUCGUCAUCAUAAAUAUGAUCGUGAUCGCCGGUACGACCGAGAUCGUGACCGAUCUCAUCGUGAUGACUACCGUGAUCGUCGUCGACGCGAUCGAUCAAGAUCAUAA
Molecule: messenger RNA, 1254 nt
Organism: Adineta ricciae
Lineage: Eukaryota; Metazoa; Rotifera; Eurotatoria; Adinetida; Adinetidae
Source: the annotation of a GenBank genome assembly